Messenger RNA from Cryphonectria parasitica EP155, 1068 nucleotides. RefSeq names its product family 16 glycoside hydrolase. The transcript has 4 exons. The record is from RefSeq and is a predicted model, not a curated record. NCBI's taxonomy places the organism in Eukaryota, Fungi, Ascomycota, Sordariomycetes, Diaporthales, Cryphonectriaceae. Bases 1 to 1068 code for a protein of 355 amino acids. Gene Ontology annotation, molecular function: hydrolase activity, hydrolyzing O-glycosyl compounds. Gene Ontology annotation, biological process: glucan catabolic process.
AUGCAGCCUCAUGGGCCCUUUGGCUUCCUCAAGACACUCAGCAAGAAGGCGUGGAUCAUAAUAGGCGGCGUGGCCGUCGUUGUGCUCAUCAUCGUCAUUGUCGUCCCCGUCGAGGAGGCCAAGGCCAACGCAUAUCCCGACUACACAGCACUGAACUACACACUGGCGGAUACCUACGAGGGCGAGGACUUUUUCAGCUUAUUCGAUUACUACACGGAUACAGAUCCUUCGGGUGGCACCGUGACAUAUGUGGACUCGGAGACGGCCAGCUCUCUGAACCUGACAUAUGCCUCCAGCUCAUCAGCCGUCCUCCGCGUCGACACAUCCGAUGCGGACGACAGCUCCUCGAGCGACUCGAGCAACCGCCGUGACACCACCACCGCCCGCAGCAGUGUGCGUGUGACGUCCAAGACGACGUACGACAAGGGCCUCUUCAUCUUCGACGUGAAGCACUCACCAGUAGGCUGCGGGACCUGGCCGGCGCUGUGGCUGACGGACCCCGACAACUGGCCGGCGCACGGGGAGAUCGACGCCAUGGAGGCGGUGAACAUGGGCACGACGGGCAACCAGAUGACGCUGCACACCAAGAGCAGCUGCGAGAUGGACCACAAGCGCGAGAUGAACGGCACGGCGCUGUACGACAACUGCUACUGGGACGCCAACGACGAGGCCGGGUGCGGCGUGCAGGCCGACACCGCCACCUUUGGCGCGGCGUACAACGACAACGGGGGCGGCGUCACCGCCGUCGAGUGGCGCAGCGAGGGCAUCCGCGUCUGGCAGUUUGCCCGGGGCAGCAUCCCGAGCGACAUCGACGCCGGCAGCCCCGACCCGAGCACCUGGGGCACGGCGACGGCCGAUUUCCCCGACACUGGGUGUGACAUUGACACGCACUUCCAGAACCAGUCCAUCAUUAUCAAUAUCGACUUUUGUGGUAGCUGGGCUGGCGGCGACGACUAUACUUCGGCUGGAUGCCCGAGCAACUGUACGGAUUUCGUGGCAAACAACCCAUCCAACUUUACGGACGCAUAUUGGGAGUUUGGAUCCUUCCAAGUGUACCAGUCUUCCUAA